CUGGCUGUUUAGUGAUCAGCGCUGCAAUUGAGCUGAACGAUCAGCGAUCGCCACAGCCAGGAACCGCUUAAUGUGGAUUUAAUUGCAACUGGAGGCCCCAUAUAUAUAGGGCCAAAAUAAGACCCCAUCUCAAACUCUGUAACGAAAAUGUCGAAUAUUGGGAUCUUGCUGUUGUUCAUCUGUGUGGCCUUUGAGUCAGCUUUCGCCUGUAAUGGAUACAAGGCAAAGAUUCUGAAGAUGGAAAACUGUGCGGGUGAUGACGCCAUCAUCACAGUGGAUGAAAAUUUCGGCGUUAAGCUGAAUAAAAAGUGCGAAUUGAUUCCCACGGGCUGCGUAAUGAACAAGGCAUUCAACACCGCUGUGAUCAAGUAUAAGGUGCAGAAGGAUGGCAUUAUGAUAAAGGAGGGCAAAAUGGAUAUGUGUGCCGCUGCCGAUCAGGCGUCCUCUGAUGCAAAGGACAUGCUCAAGGUGUUCGGUGCUCCAUCCAGUUGCCCCGUGGUCGAGGAGAAGAUCUGCGCCAACGAUCAUACCGUCGAUCUGACCAAGUACAAAGCCAUGCUGGGCAUGGCUCGUGGUCAUCUCAUAAUCGAUUCCGAGAUUAAGCACGAUACUGGAAAAUCCUGUUUCCAUGCUGAAGUCGAAAUUGUGAAGAAGUAGAGAUCCCAUUUAUCCGAUAUUAUAUUAUGAGUCUUGCAAACUAGCUGUAUCUUUCCUUGUAAUAAAUAAAACAUAUUGGUAAUGGAGUGCACAAAA
Drosophila navojoa is the source of this 753-nucleotide messenger RNA. Its product is annotated as sporozoite-associated mosquito saliva protein 1. Lineage: Eukaryota; Metazoa; Arthropoda; Insecta; Diptera; Drosophilidae. The record is from RefSeq and is a predicted model, not a curated record.